Molecule: messenger RNA, 1473 nt
Organism: Arctia plantaginis
Lineage: Eukaryota; Metazoa; Arthropoda; Insecta; Lepidoptera; Erebidae
Source: the annotation of a GenBank genome assembly
AUGGCGGCGGCCGAGAUUCAGAUAGUAAAUCCUUCUAAUUUAACUAAAAUCGAAAGUUUUCUCAAUGAUCCGAGCUACAAAGAAAUUAUUGAGAACUCCUCGACAUUUAAUUCGCGACUAUGUGCCGAAAGAAGGAUGCGUAUGCCGUUUAUCGACACGCAAACUGGUGUUGCACAGAGCCACUGUAAUUUAUUCAUGACAAGAAGGCAGCGCAUGCCUGGCCAAAGAGAGGGACAAGUGUACACAUAUCCAGCACAGAGAUGGCGAAAAGCUCGUCGCCAGUACCUCACAAUGUCUUCCACUCGUUGGGGCUGGACGGGCGCCUCAGAUUUAGCAGACAAUGCUGGUGAAGGCGAAAACAGCUCUGGAAUACCAGGCGACUCGCUCAACGCUGAUGACAGCAGAGAUGGCUCUCAGACAGCAGCUAAGGAUGAUCCAAAAGAAUGGUUCUAUGAUGAAUUAGCAAUGGAAGAAAUGGAGACAGGCGAAGAGCCAGAUCCAGAGUCCGACGAAGAUUACUAUGAUGACACAUAUGCGAACAGACGCAAGAGGCGCGGCGGUGCCACACCGACAGGUCCAGGGUCGCGAGGUGGUCGAGUCAGGAAGCAGGUUGAUGAUACCCCACCUAAGCGAGGGAGAGCAGGUCGCGGGCGAGGUAAACGAGCUCAAGGAACUCUGCCGUACGAGGUGCCUGGGGACAGCGAGAAGCCGUUCGGCUGCGAACUAUGCGGAGCCAAGUACAAGACGCGGCCCGGCCUGACGUACCACUUCACGCACACGCACAAGGAGCCGGCGGGCCCGGGCGCCAGCGACGGCGACUCGCGCGACUCGCGGCCCGGCGCGCACACGCCGCCCGCGCACCAGCCCGCCCCUGGGCCGCCCGCCACGGAGUAUCAAGACAGUUAUGUCACCUUUCUGAAUAAUCCUGUUGUUGGGACUGCAGGACUCCCAGCUCCUGCAGCUCGGCGGGCCUCUCCACCUCCGCGGCCCGCCUCAGCCGACACGUCGAGUUCAGACUCGGCGCAUGUGCCGCUGGCUGCGACGACAACUGCGCCCUCGAUGUCUGCGCCGACUCCGUCUAUGAGCGGCGCUCCUAUGGAUCAUAAAGAGCCUGACAACAAGGCUUCACCAUCACCCUACUGCGACUUUUGCCUCGGCGACGAUCGAGAGAACAAGAAGACGGGUACACCGGAGGAACUAGUCAGUUGUUCCGACUGCGGGCGCUCAGGUCACCCAACGUGUCUGCAGUUCACAGUGAACAUGAUAGUGUCGGUGCGCAAGUACCGCUGGCAGUGCAUCGAGUGCAAGUGUUGCUCAGUGUGUGGCACCAGUGACAAUGAUGACCAGCUGUUGUUCUGCGAUGACUGUGACCGCGGCUACCACAUGUACUGCCUGGCGCCGCCGCUCGAUACGCCGCCCGAAGGCUCGUGGUCCUGCGCGCUCUGCAUCAAGGAGUUCCACACGCGACGCUGA